CUUUAUUCCUCCGCUGGGUUGUUUUUCUCUGCGCAUUUAUUAGCAUUCAGAGGUUGCUGCUGUUUUCUCUUGUUCCGUCUCCCACGUGCGUCUGCCCAGUUGUCAAAGGGCCUUAUCGCUCCCGGGCUGAAAGGAUUCAACCCACCAAUUCUGAGUAAUCCCCUUUUUUUCCCCCUCUCCCUAAAACGUACACACAACUACAUCAGAUCGGUAUUGUCGGAUCAGGGUUUUUUUUUUUUUUGCCAGCCAGCCAGCCAGCCUGCCUAAUUUUACGGUGCACCAUAUGGAUGGUGAUAAUUCUACAACAGAUGCUUCACAGCUGGGAAUUGCUGGAGAUUACAUUGGUGGUAGUCACUAUGUGAUCCAACCUCAAGAUGAUACUGAGGAUAGCAUGAAUGAUCAUGAAGACACAAAUGGUUCCAAAGAGAGUUUUAGAGAACAGGAUAUAUACCUUCCUAUUGCAAAUGUGGCAAGGAUAAUGAAGAAUGCUAUACCUCAGACAGGAAAGAUUGCUAAAGAUGCAAAAGAAUGUGUGCAGGAGUGUGUCAGUGAAUUCAUCAGUUUUAUUACAUCAGAAGCAAGCGAGAGGUGUCAUCAGGAGAAACGGAAGACAAUAAAUGGAGAAGAUAUUCUCUUUGCUAUGUCUACUCUGGGGUUUGAUAGCUAUGUUGAACCUUUGAAAUUGUAUCUGCAGAAGUUUAGAGAGGCAAUGAAGGGAGAAAAAGGCAUUGGUGGAACAGUUACCACAGCAGACGGCCUUAGUGAGGAGCUCACAGAGGAAGCAUUUACUAACCAGUUGCCAGCAGGUUUGAUAACUACAGAUGGCCAACAACAAAAUGUCAUGGUUUAUACAACGUCCUAUCAACAGAUUCCUGGUGUUCAGCAAAUUCAGUUCUCAUGACUUGAAGAAGGCUUUAGAGACGUAGUAAAUAUGAACAAGGAUUGCUAAAGGAAAGAGAACUUGAUUGGCUAGUGAAGAAAGGUCACUUUGUAUAUUCAAUAGUUGUAAUGUAGCUUCCUGAGGCUUGACUAAUUGAGAUGUGAACUCUGAUUCAAACCUUUUUUCAUGAGUGAUUUUAAAAGAAAUUGGAUUUUAAAGGUAUUAAAAUAUUUUUUUUGUUUUGUACAAGAGUUUGUUGCUCUGUAUAACUCCUAUAUGCAUUGUAUAUUGCAAUUUACUACUGUCAAGAGAUUUGUAGACAGUUUCUUAUUUUCAUAUUGAAUCAUGUUACUUUUGUAAUUCAAGUAAACAGCUGGGUUUAAUUCACAUUUACCCUUUGAAUAAAACAUAAGGGUACAGUUCAUUUUGAAUGCAAGUUGCCUUUAUUAUAAAAAUUGAGAUGACCUUUUGUUUUGUAUCUGUCUUGCAUGAGUUGAAUUAAAUAUUUAUUAAUAUUUAACUUGAAUUUCCUCAAAUGCCCACAGUUCAAAAUAAGUGCUCCCAGUACUUUUAAUAUAAUACUUUAAAUAAUGGGAAUCUAGAAGUAACCAAUCUUUGGAUCCUAGCAUUAUAACCUUGGGUCAUGGUCCCUGGGAACUAUUUUGCACAAGCUGUAAAA
Messenger RNA from Notechis scutatus (mainland tiger snake), 1559 nucleotides. RefSeq names its product nuclear transcription factor Y subunit beta (gene NFYB). NCBI's taxonomy places the organism in Eukaryota, Metazoa, Chordata, Lepidosauria, Squamata, Elapidae. Gene Ontology annotation, cellular component: CCAAT-binding factor complex; nucleus. Gene Ontology annotation, molecular function: DNA-binding transcription activator activity, RNA polymerase II-specific; RNA polymerase II cis-regulatory region sequence-specific DNA binding; protein heterodimerization activity. Gene Ontology annotation, biological process: regulation of transcription by RNA polymerase II. The record is from RefSeq and is a predicted model, not a curated record.